This is a messenger RNA of Ceratotherium simum simum (southern white rhinoceros), 662 nucleotides long. The record is from RefSeq and is a predicted model, not a curated record. Lineage: Eukaryota; Metazoa; Chordata; Mammalia; Perissodactyla; Rhinocerotidae.
GGGGGCAGUUCAAGAUGGCGGCGGCCAUGUUCCGGGCUGCUCUGCGGGGCUGGAGAACCGGCCUCCAGCCGGGCUGCGGGCUACGGCAGCUGGUGAGAGCGCUGAACCUGGAGCUGGGGGCAGAGGGCUGGAGCCAGACCCAGGGGCCUCCCGAUUACCCCAGUUUCGUGGAGUCUGUGGAUGAAUACCGGUUUGUGGAGCGCCUGUUACCUCCCACCAGCAUCCCAAAGCCCCCAAAGCAUGAACAUUAUCCCACUCCUAGUGGCUGGCAGCCCCCCAGAGACCUUCCACCCAACCUGCCCUACUUUGUGCGGCGUUCUCGGAUGCACAACAUCCCUGUCUACAAGGACAUCACACACGGGAACCGUCAGAUGACUGUGAUCCGGAAGGUGGAGGGGGACAUUUGGGCCCUGCAGAAGGACGUGGAACAUUUUCUGAGCCCACUGCUGGGGAAGACACCCGUCACCCAGGUCAAUGAGGUGACAGGUACUCUGCGGAUCAAGGGCUACUUUGACCAGCAGCUCAAAGCCUGGCUCCUGGAGAAGGGCUUCUGAGGCCCAGCUGAGCAGCCUGCAUGACAGCGUCUCCCCCAGACUGAGUCCAGGGGAUCUCAGGAGGAGGGAGGUGGGUGUUGGAGGAACUAGGACAGUGCUACAGGACCA